AUGUUCAUGCUGUGCUACAAGAACGGCGGCCUAGCCCGCGAGAAGGUCCGGGAUGCUCUACCGCAACCGCAGGGCGGCCAAACGGCCUGGGACGGCUUCGACAAGGCGGUGACUGACGCUUCCCCGCUGGACAUGUCGCAAGACGGCCGGGCCAAGCUGGGCCUCUAUUUCUACCUCCGCGAGACGGUGCCCAACGUCCGCGCCGGAACGUGGCGCUUCCACUGCCGCGCCGACGGGAGCGACCUGCGCGAGGCCGGCGAGUGGCCCAAAGCAGUCGACGCCCGCGUCAUUGUCGAGUCGCAAGCGCUGUCCAUGCGUCUGAGGUCGCAGGAGCUGGUCCACAGCCCGCGAGACGGCCUCCCUGCCCAGCCGCGACGCAUCUACCUCGUCGGCGGGGGUUCCGCGAACCCGGCCAUCGCGCGCGUGCUCGGGGACGUGCUCGGGGGCGCGGACGGGGUCUACAAACUGGACGUUGGGGGCAACGCGUGCGCGCUGGGAGGUGCGUACAAGGCGCUGUGGGCUUUGGAGCGCAACCGCGGCGAGACGUUUGACGAGCUGAUCGCCAAGCGAUGGAAGGAGGAAGGAUCCAUCGAGAGGGUGGACCGAGGGUUCAAGGACGGCGUCUACCAGCAGUAUGGCAGGGUGCUGGGUGCGUUUGAGCAGAUGGAACAGAAGCUGCUGGCCGAGGAGAGGCCGUGA
Messenger RNA from Ustilaginoidea virens, 699 nucleotides. RefSeq lists its product as uncharacterized. The record is from RefSeq and is a predicted model, not a curated record. Bases 1 to 699 code for a protein of 232 amino acids. Lineage: Eukaryota; Fungi; Ascomycota; Sordariomycetes; Hypocreales; Clavicipitaceae. The transcript has a single exon. Gene Ontology annotation, molecular function: D-xylulokinase activity. Gene Ontology annotation, cellular component: cytosol. Gene Ontology annotation, biological process: xylulose metabolic process.